UAUCAGCAUUCAGCAGUUUGUUGCAAAAUAAAAUCGCAUUUCUCUCCUAAAUUUUGAUGAAAUUUUCUCAUGCAAAUAUGAUUACGCUUUUAUGAAUAUUUGAAGCAUUUUAUGCUAUUUUCACUCUAAAAUAUACAAUCAGAAGUGUUCCACGACUGAAACUGUUGAAACGGUUAUGACAACAAACAAUAAUUUGCUAAGUGAUAUGCCUACAUUUCAACCAAUGGAGAACAAUGUAGUAAAAGUAGAACCAAAUACAAUAUUCACGCAGAAUGUUCCGAUUCAAGUGAAUUCAAAUGCAGUGUCGGAUUCAUCUUCACAAAUUGCAGAACCACCGACGACAGAAAAUGCGAUUCCUUCAACGGUUCCCAGCACAAGUGCAACAAGUAUGAGCUUACAUUCUAUAUUGAUGAAUAACACGACACCUACAUCUGCUGUAUCUUCUCCAGCUAGUCAUAAUACACCUAUUGUUACAAGUCAUACUCCAAAAGUACAGCCGACUGUGAAUCAAGCUGCUGCUGCUGCUCCAGUUAAUCAUGAUCAGAUUUUAACGAAAACGCGAUUACAAGACUUGGUAAAAGAAAUCGACCCUUGCGAACAAUUGGAUGAAGAAGUAGAAGAUUUACUUCUUCAGUUAGUUGACGAUUUUGUCAAUAGUACUGUAAAUACAGCUUGUGUGUUUGCGAAACAUCGCAAUUCAAAUACCGUUGAAGUGAAAGAUGUGCAAUUAUAUUUAGAAAAAAUGUACAACAUGUGGAUACCUGGAUUUGGUGCCGAAGAAGUAAAACCGUACAAGAAGCCCCCUAUCACCGAAGCUCAUAAACAGAGAUUAGCCUUGAUAAGAAAAUCAUUGAAAAAAUAUUAAUUCAAAAAUCACCGUGUUGGUAUUGUGCCACCGACUACGAAAAUAUUGUUUUUACGAGCGCAUUCCGAUAGAGCUUGUGAAGUUGCACCAUCCGGUAUCGAUUCAGCAUAUUUCGGAAAAAACUCUGUUAUGUAAAAUGUUGUUUACUAUCUCCAUUAUUUUAGUAGAAUUUUUAGUUCUGUACGAUACCUAUUUUCUUUCUUUUUUUUUCAAAUAAAGUUUGUUAUUUUUGUACAAUUA
Molecule: messenger RNA, 1105 nt
Organism: Planococcus citri (citrus mealybug)
Lineage: Eukaryota; Metazoa; Arthropoda; Insecta; Hemiptera; Pseudococcidae
Gene: Taf12
Product: TATA-box binding protein associated factor 12
Exons: 5
Coding region: 176-865 (229 amino acids)
Biological process (GO): DNA-templated transcription initiation; RNA polymerase II preinitiation complex assembly
Cellular component (GO): SAGA complex; SLIK (SAGA-like) complex; transcription factor TFIID complex
Molecular function (GO): protein heterodimerization activity; DNA binding; TBP-class protein binding
Source: RefSeq, a predicted model, not a curated record